Messenger RNA from Acanthosepion pharaonis, 1407 nucleotides. The record is from the annotation of a GenBank genome assembly. NCBI's taxonomy places the organism in Eukaryota, Metazoa, Mollusca, Cephalopoda, Sepiida, Sepiidae.
AUGUCCAUCCAAUUUCACACCUUCUCUCUAACAUCCCCGUUUUAUUUCUCUCUCAUGUUCUCUCCAUUUUCUUUCUCUCUAACAUUCCCAUUAUAUUUCUUUUCUUUCCCUCUAAUAUUUUUGUUUCUCCCUUUCUCCCUAAUGUCCUCGUCUGAUUUAUCUCUCUCUCUCUCUCUCGCUCGCUCUGUAUCUCUCUCUUUCUUUCUUUCUAUCUAUCUCUCUCUCUCUCUCUCAAUCUUCUCCGGUAUCGCUAUCCACCUUCUCCACGAACAUCUUUCUCUCUCUUAUCUCAUUAUCUUUUUUUAUUUCCUUUUCCAGUAUCUCCUCUCCGUCUCUCCAAUAGCAUCUCGCCCUUCUCCGACUAUUUUCUUCCAUCGUUGUCUUUUCUAUUGCCCUUUCACUCUAUACCCUCAUCUUCUCUUUCCUCUCAACCCUCCUCAUAUUCUCUUUCCUCUCUACACCCUCAUCGUAUUCUCUUUCCUCACUACACUCUCCUCAUAUUCCCUUUACUCUCUACACCCUCCUCAUAUUCUCUUUCCUCUCUACACUCUCCUCAUAUUCUCUUUCCUCUCUACACCCUCCUCAUAUUCUCUUUCCUCUCUACACUCUCCUCAUAUUCUCUUUCCUCUCUACACUCUCCUCAUAUUCUCUUUCCUCUCUACACCCUCCUCAUAUUCUCUUUCCUCUCUACACUCUCCUCAUAUUCUCUUUCCUCUCUACACUCUCCUCAUAUUCUCUUUCCUCUCUAUAUUCUCCUCAUAUUCUCUUUCCUCUCUACACUCUCCUCAUAUUCUCUUUCCUCUCUACACCCUCCUCAUAUUCUCUUUCCUCUCUACACUCUCCUCAUAUUCUCUUUCCUCUCUACACCCCUCCUCAUAUUCUCUUUCCUCUCUACCUCUCCCUCAUAUUCUCUUUCCUCUCUACACUCUCCUCUUAUUCUCUUUCCUCUCUCCCCUCUCUCUUAUUCUCUUUCCUCUCUACACCCCUCUCCAUAUUCUCUUUCCUCUCUACCUCUCCUCAUAUUCUCUUUUCUCUCUGUUCUCCUCAUUUUUCUUUCCUCUCUACAACACCUCCCAUAUUCUCUUUCCUCUCUUCUCCCCAUUCUUUCCAUCCAAUCUUCACAUUCUCUUUCCCUCUAACUCUCCACCUCCUUUCUCUUUCCUCCUCAUGUCUCUUCCAUUCUUUUCCUUUCUAACCCUUCCAUAUUAUAUUUCUCUUUCCUCUCCUCAUUAUUCUCUUUUCCUCCAAUUUUCAUAUUCUCUUUCUCCUCUACCUCUCCCUUGUUCUCUUUCCUCUCUACACCCCUCCACAUAUUCCAUUUUCGUACACUCUAACAUUCUCUCCUCCUCUACACCCUCCUCCUUAUUCUCUUUCCUCUGUCCAUCCCCUCACAUUCCUUUCCUCUAA